This is a messenger RNA of Linnemannia hyalina, 624 nucleotides long. Lineage: Eukaryota; Fungi; Mortierellomycota; Mortierellomycetes; Mortierellales; Mortierellaceae. The record is from the annotation of a GenBank genome assembly.
AUGAAGAUCGCCGCCCUCUCCGUCGCAGCCCUCUUUGUUGCCCCCGCUCUUGCCGCCAAGACCUGGGACGUCAACGUCGUCAACGGCCUCUUCUCCCCCCAGGAGCUCAACAUCGCCCCCGGUGACUCUGUCAACUGGCCCAACAACGACGGUGCCAACCAUGCCAUCGUCCAGACUGUCCCCGGUGCGCGCUCCUGCAACUCUCUCCCUGGAGGCUUCAACUCGGGUACCAAGACCAACGGCCAGGCCUACCUGCGCGUCUUCCCCACCGCCGGUGUCAUCAACUACAAGGAUGGUGUCGGUGCCAACUGUGCCAAGGGUGCCGUCGGAACCAUUAACGUUGGAACUGCCGGUAACGGGACCGGCACUACCUCUGGUACUGCCUCUGGUACUGCCUCUGGUACUGCCUCUGGUACUGCCACUGGUACUGCCUCUGGCACUGCCACUGGUACUGCCUCUGGCUCUGCCUCUGGCUCUGCCACGGGUACUGCCACUGUCACCGGCUCCACAACUUCUGUUCCCACUACUUCCCCCACCAACAAGCCUAAUGGUGCCUCUUACUUGACCCCCGAGUCCUCCGUCUUCCUCGGAGUUGCCGCCUUCAUUGGGGCCCUUGUCCUCUAA